Molecule: messenger RNA, 2125 nt
Organism: Nilaparvata lugens (brown planthopper)
Lineage: Eukaryota; Metazoa; Arthropoda; Insecta; Hemiptera; Delphacidae
Exons: 9
Coding region: 103-1587 (494 amino acids)
Source: RefSeq, a predicted model, not a curated record
GCUGACUCUGCAAUGUGUAUCUCGUCAUAAUUAUUAUGAUAAUUGCAAUCUAUUAUUACAGCGGAAUUGAGUCAGUUCUGUCCUGAAGUGAGGCUGAGCAGAAUGAUGUGUUAUUGGUAUCAUUUACUGAUUAUUCUCGAGGUCUGUGUGCUGAUGAUUUGGGGUGAUAAAGUAUUAUCCACUGAGGACUGCAGUGUAUUACCGAACUCCGAGCCGAAAUGCUUCACCCCUACCUUCGACCUCAGAAAUAAGCCUAUGACUGCUCUGAAAGACAGGCAAGGCCCCAAACAAACUAUAAAAAUUAAUACUGGAUAUGGAGUAAACAUAGCGCUAGGACAAGAUCCGCGAUAUGUCUUUGGAAAUCAAUACCAGACUGUCAUAUGCGUGAAACAAAGUAACGCAAAUUACGAAAAAAGAUUUCAACCAGACCUUUACAAGCGAAAAGACAAUGACUUAUACGGAGAUUUGGAGCGAAUUCUUCUAACAGAAUUAUUCAUUGUAACGAGGCGUGAGGUGUGGGAAUGCAAGAGGGAAGGUGAAACAAAGCUUGAUUUCUACAGAAUCGUUACUGAAAUUCUCAGUAAUUCAGCUCUUGGAACCGUCGAGUUCCGCUAUGGAUUUGAAUAUAUAACAUUAUCAAUUCCAUACCUGCUAAGCAAUAAUUCUAUACAAUACAAAAUCACAGCUGCAAGAGAAAUAAAAUAUAUUGAUACAGCAUAUAGAGUUGUGAAAUAUGAUGGCGUUUUGAAAUUCAUAAAACCUCGUGAUGAAGAUUCUGACGAAAGAGACCCUGUCCACAUGAUUCAGGUAAAAGAUUUCACUGAACUUUCAACGUUUGAAUCCGAUUGGAGAAAAAGAGAGGACAAGGAGCACCCGGAUCAAGGAAUAACUUAUUCAGAAGAGAGCACUACUUUGAAGUCAGUGAAACUUGAUAUUCGUGAAAAAUCGAGUCGUAUUAUUUUUACAGACGAACAGCCAUUUUCAGGAGAUGUUAUGCCACCAUCCGAUGCUCAUAGAAAAACCGCGAGGUGUCGAUUGAAAGAGGGUUCCAGAUUCCGUUCAACGAGAUAUCUGCCACGCUGGUCAUAUCGUAAGGAGGGUGAAGAGCCGAUUGGAAAAACGUAUAUAUCACCUUCUGAUUUCCUCAACUACUUUAUAGUAACGAAACAUGAUGUUUGGAAAUGCGUUUUGCGAGAGUUUCAGCCACAGAUAACGUUCUAUAGAGCAGUGAUUGAAUAUGUAGGAAAGACAGCCAUUGAUGAUAUUGAUGUGUAUCAGGAUGGGAAAACUAUAUAUCGUUACUUAUUGUCAGAUACUUCAAUGAGUAUAGGCAUCAGACAAAUCAUGUACUUCAAGGAAGAUGAUCCUGAUAAGAGCCUCAGAUAUUAUGGUGGAAUCAAUCUUAUCAUACCAGAAGGCUUUCCCGAAAAAGUGGCUACAGAAAAAUUGAAACCGAAAAAAAUAUUAGCAAAUGAAGUUUUAGCGAAAAUAUCUGCAGCAGCUAAAGCGAGAAGAGAGGAAGCAGAAGAAAUAAAAAAACUUGAACAGAAGAAGAAACCUAGAAAAAAGUUUUUAGGAAUUUUUUGAAACUUCCUUAAAUUUCCAAUCAACUAACUCCAUAUCGCCAAAUUGCACGUGGAGGGAAAAGAGCUAGAUCGGUAUUGAGUGUAUAGUGUAAUUAAAAGGAAAAAUCAUACAAGAACAAUAAAUCGAAAUGUUUCAACUUUUUCUUAGUUUGUAGAAUUUUGAAAGGUUGUUCUGACCAAAAACGGACAAUAUAAUUAGAGCAAAAGAAGAAAUGGUUUAUUUAUUGAUGAACUUAUCUAAUUGUAUAUUAAAAGAUCCAGUACAAUGUGGUGUAGAUAAUUUAUUCUCCAUUGUAAUUGUUCAUUUAUAUCUAAACUGGUUCAUUGUAUCACUUUAUAGACAUGUUUAUCAUGAUUUUGUAUUUUUGAAGAUGUGGAAUGGCGAUAGUCUUAUUCAAAUUUCAUUUACUAAGAAUCAUAAAAUCCAAAAACAAUAUUAUCCAAAUAGCAUUUUUUCCACUGAGUAUCAAGUAUCUAUCAAUCCUUGAAGACAUUAUUUGUACAAAUUAAACUUCAUUAAUAAAGUAUUUUAUAGGAAA